CCGAGCGGCGGCGGCGCGCGCCCGCACCGGCUCCCCGCGGGGGCUCGCCCAGUUCGGCGGCGGCGGCGGCGGCGGCGGCCACGUGCCCGGCCGGAGGCUCCGCUCCCGGCGGCCGCGGGGACCCCGGGGCUCCGGGUCCGAGGCGGCGGCGGCGGCGGCGGCGGAGGCCGUGUGGCCAGAGCCGGAGCGGGAUGCGGGGGAGCCGCGUGUGAAGAAAGGACCCGCCUGCAGACCGGCGCGAUCGCCCCCGGGCCCGUCUGCCCUGACGCCCCCUCCCCGCCCCCAUCGGGGCCUGGACUCGGGGACCGGAGGACGGCCCCCCGGCCCCGCCCCGGGGACCCUCCGGGCCCAGGACGGCGUGGAUGUAGCCGCGGCCCGCGCGCCUCCUCCGGAGCAGCCACCAUGCACUCGGUCGCCGGGAAUAAAGAGCGGCUCGCCGUGUCCUCCCGGGGCAAGAAAUACGCGGUGGAGGAGGCCUGCUCGCCGCCCCGGGCCGCGCUGAGCGCGGAGACCUGGUACCGCCGCGCCUACGAGGAGUCGCGCGCGGGCGGCCGGCCGCCCCCCGAGGGCGCGGGCUCGGCGCUCGGCUCGUCGGGGACGCCGUCCCCGGGCUCCGGCACCUCGUCGCCCGGCUCCUUCGCCGGCUCCCCGGGCCCCGCCUCCCCGGGCAUCGGCACCAGCUCGCCGGGCUCCCUGGGCGGCUCGCCCGGCUUCGGCACCGGCUCCCCGGGCUCCGGCAGCGGCGGCGGCUCGUCCCCGGGCUCGGACCGCGGCGUCUGGUGCGAGAACUGCCACGCCCGCCUGGCGGCGCUCAAGAGGCAGGCGCUGCAGCUGCUGCUCCCCGGGCCCGGGCCGGGCGCCGGCAAGGACCCUGCCUUCCCCGCCGUCAUCCACGACAAGCUGCAGGUCCCCAACGCCACCCGGAAGGCCUGGAAUGAUAGGGACAACCGCUGCGACAUCUGCGCCACGCACCUGAACCAGCUGAAGCAGGAGGCCGUCCAGAGGGUGCUGGCCUUGGAGCAGGCCGCCGCGGGCAGCGAGCACUACGACGGCUCCCCCGGCUCGCCGCCGCCGCCCCUGCCCGGCAUGCCCGCGCUGGUGGGGUCCCGGCACGCGGGCGGGCUGCCGCCGCCCCGGGACUGGGCCUUCGUGCCCGCCUCCUACGCCUCCUCCGCCUACACGGCCUUCGUCAGCAACAAGCACAACGGCAAGCCCAGCAGCCUCGGCGUCGGCAGUGGGGCCGCCGAGAGGAAGAGCGUGUCCCCCACGCACCCGGGCAAGGUCGGCCUCCAGAUGGCCACCAGCCCCAGCAACGGGAACAUCCUGGGCUCUGUGGCCAUCCAGGCCCACCAGUACCUGGACGGCACCUGGUCCCUGUCCAGGACCAACGGGGUCACCCUGUACCCCUACCAGAUCUCCCAGCUGAUGACGGAGACUGGCCGGGAGGGCCUGUCCGAAGCGGCUCUGAAUCGCUACAAUGCAGACAAGCCGUCGGCCGCCGGCGCCCCCGCCUCCCAGGGCUCCUGCGUGGCCCCCGAGCCCUCCACGGGCACCUCCGUGGCCGCCUCCUUCUUCGCAAGAGCUGCCCAGAAGCUGAACCUGUCGUCUAAGAAGAAGAAGCACCGGCCGUCGGUGUCUGCGGCCGAGCCCCCGCUCUUCGGCACCAGCUUCAGCGGCAUCCUGCAGACCUCCCCGCCGCCCGCCCCGCCCUGCCUGCUGCGGGCCGUGGGCAAGGUCAAGGACACGCCGGGCCUGGGCAAGGUGAAGGUCAUGCUGCGCAUCUGCUCCCCGCCGGCCCGCGACUCGGCCGAGUCCAGCGCCUUCCUGAAGGUGGACCCCCGGAAGAAGCAGGUCACGCUGUACGACCCCCUGGCCUGCGGGGGCCAGGGCGCCUUCCAGAAGAGGGGCAGCCAGGUGCCCCCCAAGAUGUUCGCCUUCGACGCGGUGUUCCCGCAGGACGCCUCUCAGGCGGAGGUGUGCGCGGGCACCGUGGCCGAGGUCAUCCAGUCCGUGGUCAACGGGGCGGACGGCUGCCUGUUCUGCUUCGGCCACGCCAAGCUGGGCAAGUCGUACACCAUGAUCGGCAGGGACGACUCCACCCAGAGCCUGGGCAUCAUCCCCUGCGCCAUCGCCUGGCUCUUCAAGCUCAUCAACGAGCGCAAGGAGAAGACGGGCGCCCGCUUCUCGGUGCGCGUGUCGGCCGUGGAGGUGUGGGGCCGCGAGGAGAGCCUGCGCGACCUGCUGGCCGAGGUGGCCACCGGCAGCCUGCAGGACGGCCAGUCCCCCGGCGUGUACCUGUGCGAGGACCCGGUCUGCGGCACGCAGCUGCAGAACCAGAGCGAGCUGCGGGCGCCCACGGCCGAGAAGGCCGCCUUCUUCCUGGACGCCGCCCUGGCCGCGCGCCGGGGCCACCGGCAGGACUGCGAGGAGGAGGACCUGCGCAGCUCCCACAUGCUCUUCACGCUGCACCUGUACCAGUACCGCAUGGAGAAGAGCAGCAAGGGCGGCAUGUCCGGGGGCCGCAGCCGCCUGCACCUGCUGGACCUGGGCAGCUGCGUGCGGGCGCUCAGCAAGAGCCGCGACGGCGGCGCCGGGCUGUGCCUGUCCCUGUCCGCGCUGGGCAACGUCAUCCUGGCGCUGGUCAACGGCAGCAAGCACGUGCCCUACAAGGACAGCAAGCUCACCAUGCUGCUGCGUGAGUCCCUGGGCAAUGUCAACUGCCGCACCACCAUGAUCGCCCACAUCUCGGCCGCCGCCGGCAGCUACGCCGAGACCCUGUCCACCGUCCAGAUCGCCUCCCGCGUCCUGAGGAUGAAGAAGAAGAAGACGAAGUACACAUCCAGCUCAUCGGGGGGCGAGAGCUCCUGCGAGGAAGGCCGGAUGCGCAGGCCCACACAGCUGCGGCCCUUCCAGGCCAGGGCGGCCGUGGACCCUGACUCCCCCGGCCCGCCGCUGUCCAGCGACCCCGACUACUCCUCCAGCAGCGAGCAGUCCUGCGACACCGUCAUCUACAUCGGGCCCAGCGGCACGGCGCUCUCCGACAAGGAGCUCACGGACAACGAGGGGCCCCCCGACUUCGUGCCCAUCGUGCCGGCCCUGCAGAAGCCGCGGGGCGACGGCCGGCCCCCCGAGGCCGGGGCGGGGGCCGUGGCCGCGGCCGCCCGCAAGCCCGAGAGGGACUGCCUCAAGUGCAACACGUUCGCCGAGCUGCAGGAGCGGCUGGACUGCAUCGACGGCCGCGAGGAGCCCGGCCCCUUCCCCUUCCAGGAGCUGCCCGCCCAGGGCCCCCCGCCCGGGGCCGGCCUCUGCGAGCCCGACAAGGACGACGACGCGGGGCCAGAGGGCCGGCUGGCCGACCGGGGCGGCGCUGCCGCCCCGGCCCCCGGGACGCCCGGCGGUCACUCGCCCGUGCCGGCCGCCGCCCCCGCCUCGCCCCGGAGCGUCCCCGGCGGCAGCGGCCAGCAGGGCGGCACCACCUCCCAGCUGGUGCGCAGCCCCAGCCUGCAGAGCAGCCGGGAGAGCCUGACCUCCUGCGGGUUCGCGGAGGGCAAGCCCCGGCCACUGGGCUCUCCCCGGCUGGGCGUGGCCAGCCUGUCCAAGACGGCCGAGUACCGGCCGGCCGGCUCGCCCUCGCAGCGCUGCAAAGUGCACACCCAGAAGGGCGUCCUGCCCGGCCCGGCGCCCCCGCCGGGCACGGACCCGGGCGUGGUGCCCGGGGAGGCCCCGCCGGCUGAGGGGCGCACCCCCCCGGUGGGCAUGAGCCCCCGCGUCCUGAAGAAGUCGCUGUCUGCCGGGAGCCAGGGCCCCGCCCACAGCCCCUCCGAAGACAGGCGCCCGGCCGCGGCCCCCCCGGGCUCCCAGGGGGUGGUGAGCACCACCACGGUGACGGUGCAGCAGCCGCUGGAGCUGAACGGCGAGGACGAGCUGGUGUUCACGCUGGUGGAGGAGCUGACCAUCAGCGGCGCCCUGGGCGGCCGCCCCGCCAGCAUCAUCAGCUUCAACAGCGACUGCUCGGUGCAGGCCCUGGCCUCGGGCUCGCGGCCCGUCAGCAUCAUCGGCAGCGUGGUCAGCGAGGACCUGGAGCGCGGCCCGGGCGCUGGCCCCGUCUCCGAGGUCAGCGUCACGCAGUUCCUGCCCCUCCCGGCGCCGCGGGGCCCGGAGGAGAAGGGCGGCCGGGAGGCGGGCAGCCGGCGGUCCUCCAUCAGCUCCUGGCUGAGCGAGACCAGCGCGGGCAGCGAGGGCGAGCAGUCCUGCCACAGCUUCGUCGCGCACGCCUGCUUCGGGCACGGGGAGGCGCUGGCAGACCCGCCGGCCUCGGAGCUCCUGGGCGGCAGCGUCCAGGACACCGCCGGCUGCCGAGAGAGGCCCCGCGCGGGCCCCGAUGGCGUGCUCGUCCUGCCCGAGCUGGGGGAGGACUGUCCCCCCAAAGCCGCCAUCGCCGCCCCUCAAGGCUGCAAGGUGUCCGCCCUGGGCAAGGCCACGGUCACCAUCUCCAACACGGCACACCUGGGUGGCGGCGGGGGGUGCGUCCCCGUGAAGACCAACAUCACCGUCUACCCCUGCAUCGCCCUGAGCCCCCGGCGCGGCCUGGAGCCCGAGGCGGCCGGCGCCACGGCCCCCCACGCAGCCCCGCCCCCCGAGAGCAAAGAGGCCGGCGCCAGGAAGGAGACGACCUUCACCUUCGAGGACCCGUGGCUGAGACGAGAGGAGGAGGCCAAGAAAGAGACUGCGCAGCCCGGGGAGGACGGAGUGCAGCCCGAGGCGGGCACGGGGCGGGGCCAGACCCGGCGGACGAGCCCCGGCCGCAGGCUGAGCGGCGAGGCGGCCGCCUCCCCCGGGGCGGACGGCGUCAGGAGGGUCGUGGACGGCUGUGAGACGGCCCAGCCCGGCGGUGGGCCCGCCCAGAGCCCCGUGCACGCCCCCAGCGGGAGCCUCAAGUCCAGCAGCCUGCCCAGGGCCUUCCAGAGAGGCAGCCGGCACGAGCUCGACGGGCUCUGCUACCGCUGCGCCCCCGAGACCAACGGCGUGACGCUGGGCGGCCAGGCCUCCCGGGCGGCCCUGGAGCGCAAGGCGGCGUCGCCCAAGCACGGCGUCCCGGCCCGGCCCAAGGGCACCCCGCCGCUGCCCCCCGUCCGCAGGUCCAGCCUGGACCAGAAGAACCGGGCCAGCCCCCAGCACGGCCCCUGCGGCAGCUGCACCGGCAGCCCCUCCAACCAGCCCGCGCCCUUCCCGGCCGGCUUCCCCGACGAGCUGGGUGGCCGGCUGACCGCCAGCAGCAGCAGCAGGCUCUUCAGCGCCAAGCUCGAGCAGCUGGCCAGCAGGACCGGCUCGCUGGGCCGGGCCGGCGCCAGCCACUACGAGUGCCUCUCGCUGGAGCGGGCCGAAAGCCUGGCCUCGGUGAGCGCGCGGCUGCAGGCGGGCAAGGACAGCACCACGCCCCGCGCCGGCCGGAGCCUGGGCCGUGGCAGCGGGGCCGGGGCCGCCUCGCCCGCCGGCCCCGCCGGCCCCCCGCCCGCGGCCGGCGCCUCGCCCAAGGCCGGCCAGUCCCGGAUCUCGGCGGUCAGCAAGCUGCUGCUGGCCAGCCCCAAGGCGCGCGGCCUGUCCGCGCCGCCCGCCAAGACGCUCAGCUCCUCCACCAAGUCGCUGCCGCAGUCCGUGGGCCAGAGCUGCGCCGCCCCGGCCGCGGGGGGCGGGCGGCACAUGUCCUGGUCCACGCAGUCGCUGAGCCGCAGCCGCGGCGCGGGGCCGGCCGCCCAGCUGCCGCUGCGGGCGGCGAACGGGCGCAUCUCCGAGCUGCUCCGGGGCCAGGGCGGCGGGGGCGCGGGGCCCAGGGCGGCACCGCCCCCGCGAGGAGCCGGGCCCGAGGAGGCGCGCGCGGGGGUCCCCGGGGCCCCCGAGGACAAGCCGGCGGCCGCGCCCCCGCUGCCCUCGCCCUACAGCACGGUGACGGCCCCCCGGCGGCCCCAGCGCCGCAGCAGCGGCCACGGCAGCGACAACAGCAGCGUGCUGAGCGGCGAGCUGCCGCCCGCCAUGGGCCGCACCGCCCUCUUCUACCACAGCGGCGGCAGCAGCGGCUACGAGAGCGUGCUGCGCGACAGCGAGGCCACCGGCAGCGCCUCCUCCGCCCAGGACUCCGUGAGCGAGAACAGCAGCUCCGUGGGCGGCAGGUGCCGCAGCCUCAAGACCCCAAAGAAACGCUCCAAUUCAGGUUCCCAGAGGCGGAGGCUCAUCCCCGCGCUGUCCCUGGACACGCCCUCGCCCGCCAGGAAGCCGGCGCCCGGCGCGGGGCUGCGCUGGGUGGACGGGCCGCUGCGCAGCGCCCAGCGCGGCCUCGGCGAGCCCUUCGAGAUCAAGGUGUACGAGAUCGACGACGUGGAGCGGCUGCAGCGGCGAAGGGGGGGCGGCGGCAAGGAGGGCGGGGGCUUCAACGCGAAGCUGAGGACCCUGGAGCGCCGCCAGCAGAGGAUCGCCGAGGUCCGGGCCAAGUACGAGUGGCUGAUGCAGGAGCUGGAGGCCACCAAGCAGCACCUGAUGCUGGACCCGGACCAGUGGCUCAGCGAGUUCGACCUGGAGCAGGUGUGGGAGCUGGAUUCCCUGGAGCACCUGGAGGCGCUGGAGUGCGUGACGGAGCGGCUGGAGAGCCGCGUCAACUUCUGCAAGGCCCACCUCAUGAUGAUCACCUGCUUCGACAUCACCUCCCGGCGCCGGUGAACCAACGCCGCCCAGCCCCGGCCCCGGCCCGCAGCCAGACCUGCAGCCAAGCCCCCGCUCCAGGCUCCCCGGACCCGCAGCCAGGCCCAUGGGACCCACAGCCAGGCCCCCGGACCCACAGCC
Molecule: messenger RNA, 6834 nt
Organism: Pipistrellus kuhlii (Kuhl's pipistrelle)
Lineage: Eukaryota; Metazoa; Chordata; Mammalia; Chiroptera; Vespertilionidae
Gene: KIF26B
Product: kinesin family member 26B
Exons: 15
Coding region: 403-6711 (2102 amino acids)
Biological process (GO): microtubule-based movement
Molecular function (GO): microtubule motor activity; ATP binding; microtubule binding
Source: RefSeq, a predicted model, not a curated record